AUGUCGAAACAAAUAUUAUUGUGUGAUGGAUGGAAGAUGGAAGACAAAGUCAUAAACAAAUAUCGUGAUUACAACGAAUACACGGCAAAGAAAGACGAAAAUGAGGCGGUGGUGUAUAGAAGGAUUGAAGGAUUUGAAGAAAAACCAUUGGACUUUGAAGGAAUAUCAUCAGAUGUCAGUGGCCACGUUAAUGUUGCUGAGAGAAUUAACAAGCCCGUGGACGCGAAUCAAAAGUAUAAGGACCCGUAUGAAAAAAAGUAUAUAAUUUGCGAGAGUUAUCCGAAAUCAAAUGAAAGUUGGUACAAGAAUGAUCUUGAUGAGAAGAGAAUAAAAGGCUUGAUGAAACAGCUCUUCGCUGGGCUCGAGUAUAUUCAUAGCAAAAAAGUUGUUCAUCGAGAUAUUCAGCCGGAAAAUCUGAAACUGUUUGCCAACGACAUUCUGAAAAUCUACAAUUUCACUUCCGCUUGCUAUUCUAAUCGUGAAGCAAAUGAUUUACUUCGUGAUCGUCACAGAGGCACUGUACAGUAUCGCCCCAUAGAGCUGCUGUUUUGCAAGGCUGAAAUUACCACAGCUGUGGAUAUGUGGUCUGCUGGAUGUGUUUUGGCUGAGUUGUUCAUGAAACGUCCGUUGUUUGAUGGAGUGUCGCAGCCUGAAGUCAUAUGCAAGAUCUUCGGCUAUUUCGGUAAACCAACUACAGAAGUCUGGAACGAGAUAAUAAAAGAUACGAUAACUAGAGACCGUUUCGAUUUGGAUGGUGUUGUUGAACAGGGGAGCGGUUUCGAAGAGGAGCUUAAGAAGAACAAAGUGCCCGCUAACGCAAUCGACCUUAUCAAAAACUUGAUCGUUUACCGCCCUGAACUUCGUUUGACCGCCGCACAAGCUUUGAAGCACGCUUAUUUCAAAGAAGAUUGA
This is a messenger RNA of Caenorhabditis remanei, 912 nucleotides long. RefSeq lists its product as uncharacterized. The transcript is spliced from 4 exons. Lineage: Eukaryota; Metazoa; Nematoda; Chromadorea; Rhabditida; Rhabditidae. Bases 1 to 912 code for a protein of 303 amino acids. Gene Ontology annotation, molecular function: cyclin-dependent protein serine/threonine kinase activity; ATP binding. Gene Ontology annotation, cellular component: nucleus. Gene Ontology annotation, biological process: protein phosphorylation. The record is from RefSeq and is a predicted model, not a curated record.